AGUUUUAUACAAGUUAUACGACCUGAAGUUUAAUAAAGAAAUGUUACAUACGAUACAUAAUGUAAUAUGAAAAGUGUUUAUAUAAAAAAUAAAAAAAUAUUCGAAAAUGGAAGUUUUAAAUGUAUUAAUUAUAAUAGGUCUCAUUCAUUGUUCGCUAUUCUUUUUUGACACAAUUUUUAAGACAUGUUCACAUUAUCCUUACUUAUAUUUUUUGAAAAAUACUGGUUUAGAAGUUCAAAUAUUACGAAUAAAAUGGUUUACUACAGCAUUUAAUCGUAAAAUAAUUAAAUGGGGAAUGGAUCGUUCUAAAUUUUGGACUGUUUGGUUUAAUGCAGGAGUGAUUGUUAGUGUUAUUAUUUUACCUAUUGCUACAAUUGCAAUUUUAAGAAUGACAUUUAAUAUAUGGACUAAUGGACCAUCUAUUGAUAAUACUAAUGAAUCUUUAUUAGAACCUAUGUUACCUGGAAUAGAUGUGCCCUUUAAUGAAAUUGGAUAUUAUAUCAUUACAUUAGCAGUUUGCAGUAUUAUGCAUGAGUUAGGACAUGCAUUGGCUGCAGCAAGAGAAGAUGUUCAGUUAUUUGGUCUAGGAAUACUAAUUGCAUUUACAAUACCUAUAGCUUAUGUACAUAUAAGCAGUGAACAACUUAGUUCAUUACCAUUAAAAAAUCAACUAAGAGUUACUUGUGCAGGAAUUUGGCAUAAUGUAGUACUUGCUACAGUGGCUGCUACCAUUCUUAUGCUUUCUACAUGGUUGUGGGCACCAUUUUAUGCAGUGGGAAAUGGAAUUUAUGUAAAAACUAUUUUACCUAAUUCACCUGUAUUAGGUCCUACAGGACUUCUUGAACAGGAUGUAAUAUAUGAGAUAAAUGACUGUUCUAUAAAACAUGCUGAAGACUGGUAUGAUUGUAUAUUGAAUACAAUUAAUCAACCAGCUCUUGGAUAUUGUGUUAAACAAUCAUUUAUUCAGGAAUAUGAUGAAUCAAUUCCAUCAAAACAGAAAACUAAUGGUGUUAUUAAUUGUUGUACACCAGAUAGUGAAGCAAUUGGAAAUUUAUGUUUUGAAUAUAUUGAAGGACCUCAAGCAGCUCCUUUACAUUUACCACCUCAUUCCUGUCUUCCAGCUAGAACUAUGAUCAAUCAGUCACAAAAUUUUUGUCAUGCUAGUUAUCAAUGUAUAUUUCAUGAUACUCAUUGUUUAAGACCUUCCCUUGAUAAUAUUACUAAGAUUGUUCAAAUAAAAAGAAAAGAAGGAAAGGAUGUCUUAUUUUUUGGAUAUCCAGCAGAUAUUUAUCGGACAAUUGAUGUAUCUGAUUGGGUACCUAAAUACUCAUUCUUAAAUCCUAAAUUACCAGAAGUUUUAACUCUUCUUUGUAAAUACAUUACGAUAUUUUCUGCGGGAUUAGCAGUUAUUAAUAUCGUGCCUUGUUUCUUUCUAGAUGGACAAUAUAUCAUAAAUAUACUUAUACUUUAUUUAUUAAAUUUUACACCUCAUAAUAAGAAUAUUAGACAAACUAUUAUAUUAAUGAUAACAAGUAUAGGUACAUUACUUCUUACUAUAAAUUUAUUGUAUGUACUUAUGAAUAAAUUAUUAUAAAUAAUGAAAGAAUAUUAUUAAUUAUUUAAAAUUUCUAUUUAUAAUACAAAGUACUGUAAUUACAUUCUUAUAUAGCCUUAAUGCCACUUUGUAUCACUUAAAUAUUCUAAUAAAUCUUACAGUAUCGUUUAAAAAA
Apis mellifera (honey bee) is the source of this 1730-nucleotide messenger RNA. It is a transcript of the gene S2P, whose product is annotated as membrane-bound transcription factor site-2 protease. NCBI's taxonomy places the organism in Eukaryota, Metazoa, Arthropoda, Insecta, Hymenoptera, Apidae. Gene Ontology annotation, molecular function: protein binding; metalloendopeptidase activity. The record is from RefSeq and is a predicted model, not a curated record. Gene Ontology annotation, cellular component: cytoplasm; membrane. Bases 107 to 1594 code for a protein of 495 amino acids. Gene Ontology annotation, biological process: regulation of response to endoplasmic reticulum stress; membrane protein intracellular domain proteolysis. The transcript is spliced from 6 exons.